ACCGAAACGGGAUUAUGCUCUUCCUCUACACUCUACACUCUCAGUCUACUCUCAUCCAUGGCGCUGCGAGUCCAUGUCUCGGUUUCUUAUCCUCUCGCUGCUGCAGACCCCCACAUUCCUAUCCAAUCCAUUGAGUUCCUCUCAUUCCGUCGGAAUUCUAACCUUUUUCGAUCACAGUAUCUGCAAUUUCAUCAUCAAAUUCCUGGUCGUAGAACCAGAUUUGGUAGAAACGUGAGAAUCUCCUGUUAUGCGAAAACCGGAGAAGCAAUUCAGAAUUCUGAGAAUGUGAAGGACAGAAGUAUCUCGGUUGUCCUUCUGGCCGGGGGAAAGGGGAAGCGAAUGGGUGCAAGCAUGCCGAAGCAAUAUCUUCCACUCCUAGGUCAACCAAUAGCUUUGUAUAGUUUCUAUACUUUUUCACGCAUGAUGGAAGUGAAGGAAAUUGUUGUAGUUUGUGAUCCAUCCUACAGGGACAUCUUUGAAGACACGAAAGAUAAGAUUGCAGUAGACCUUAAAUUCGCAUUGCCUGGGAAGGAGAGACAAGAUUCUGUGUUCAGUGGACUUCAGGCAGUUGAUGUUCAGUCUGAGCUUGUAUGCAUCCAUGACUCAGCAAGGCCUCUGGUAUCAUCUAGAGACGUCAAGAAGGUUAUUAAUGAUGGUUGGCUGAAUGGAGCUGCUGUCCUUGGAGUUCCUGUUAAAGCUACAAUCAAAGAGGCAAAUAGUGAGUCAUUUGUGGUAAGAACUCUGGACAGGAAAACACUUUGGGAAAUGCAGACCCCACAGGUCAUAAAACCUUCAUUGCUUAGAGAAGGUUUUGAGCUUGUCAACAAAAAAGGACUUGAAGUCACUGAUGAUGUUUCUAUUGUUGAGCACCUUAAACAUCCUGUAUACAUCACUGAAGGAUCCUACACAAACAUCAAGGUUACAACUCCAGAUGAUUUACUACUUGCUGAGAGGAUAUUAAGCAUCAAUUCAGGAGAACUCAAGUAAAAGGUCAUUACCCAAUGUUGUUCCUGGUUCUCAAAGGUCUUGGAAGGGGUGGACCGGAUGUGGACCUAGCAUUUGGCAUUUUUUGCAUAAAGCGCCUGCUCUCAUACACACCCACAAAAUCACACUUAUCAGCCCAAAAUUUUACCAUUGUACCAAGCAAUGACCUUUAUUUAAACUCAAAAGUAAAUAUUAUUGUUCUUGAUCCCUCUUUAAGGGAUUCUUGAUAAAAGGUAAAGACCUUUCUCCUC
Messenger RNA from Nelumbo nucifera (sacred lotus), 1235 nucleotides. It is a transcript of the gene ISPD, whose product is annotated as Nucleotide-diphospho-sugar transferases superfamily protein. The record is from RefSeq and is a predicted model, not a curated record. Gene Ontology annotation, molecular function: 2-C-methyl-D-erythritol 4-phosphate cytidylyltransferase activity. Gene Ontology annotation, biological process: isoprenoid biosynthetic process. NCBI's taxonomy places the organism in Eukaryota, Viridiplantae, Streptophyta, Magnoliopsida, Proteales, Nelumbonaceae.